Molecule: messenger RNA, 477 nt
Organism: Mercurialis annua (annual mercury)
Lineage: Eukaryota; Viridiplantae; Streptophyta; Magnoliopsida; Malpighiales; Euphorbiaceae
Exons: 2
Coding region: 1-477 (158 amino acids)
Molecular function (GO): zinc ion binding
Source: RefSeq, a predicted model, not a curated record
AUGAUAAAAGUAUCUGAGGAAAUAUUGAAUGAAAGCUACAUUCGAUCUCUGAAUUUGACGGUAAGCCUUGCAAAUGACAAUAUAUAUACUGUCACUAAAACAAAAACUCACUUCUCGGUCAAUUUGGACAUAGAGAUAUGCUGUUGCAGAAGAUUUCAAACAGAUAAAAUACCGUGCCCGCACGCAGUUGCUGUAAUCAGGAAAUACAACAAAGAUCCUUUGUUCUAUUGUUCCAAGUACUACAUGAAGGAGAAGUACGUCAACACGUACAGUCACACUGUGUAUCCAAUGACGAAUAAGUCAACAUGGAAUACACCUCAAGAAGUAAAAGAUAUAAUCGUGCUGCCUCCAGAAUCAAGAACAAAAUCUGGGAGACCGAAGAAGAAACGCAUAUUGGCAGGACAUGAAAAAAGGUCAAAGAAUAAAUGCACGGUUUGCAAGAAGAUGGGUUACAGUAAAAAAACAUGCAGAGGAUGA